Molecule: messenger RNA, 685 nt
Organism: Didymodactylos carnosus
Lineage: Eukaryota; Metazoa; Rotifera; Eurotatoria; Philodinida; Philodinidae
Source: the annotation of a GenBank genome assembly
AUGCUGUUUGGAUCACAGCAACCCGCAACGAGUAAUACGAAUAGUUUUUUACCGUCAAACAAUGGAGCAUUUGUAUUUGGUAGUAGUAAUCAAAACACUGCUUCAGUAUCAACGGCCGGAACACCAUUAAACAUGUUUGGCACAAGUACAACUGCAAAUGGUUCAGUUCAUAAAUUUGAACCUGUCAUGGCAAUAGAUAAAAUAACUAAAAACAAUACCCAACAACAAAUUCGAACAAAAACUAUUAAUAUAACAGCGAUGACAAUUUAUGAAAAAAAAUCAGUGGAAGAACUACGUUUUGAAGAUUAUUCAGAUAAUCGAAAAGUUCCUUCUGCAACUGUACCAUUUUCAACCCCACAAAGUUUAUUUCCAAGCUUAUGUAUGUAAAAUAAAAGUUUCACUUGGUUUUCAUUCAUUUAGCUAACGCUUCUUAUUGUUUGUGCUUUAGCAGCAGCUUCCAUAAAUUUGUUCAGUAACAACAGUACUACACCGUCAACACUGAGUUCAAUUUUAUCCAACAAACAAAGUACAACAACAAAUACGCUGGUAUACUAAAAGCUGUUUGCUGCUCUACUCUCUAACAACAGAAAUUCUUAGAUGUCUCUCUCCUUUGCAAGAUAAACUUGGUUUUUUAAAAAAAAUUGAUACUCACAUAAGGCUUCUAACAAUAAAUGUACUUUUUUGU